Molecule: messenger RNA, 2883 nt
Organism: Metarhizium brunneum ARSEF 3297
Lineage: Eukaryota; Fungi; Ascomycota; Sordariomycetes; Hypocreales; Clavicipitaceae
Gene: cft2
Product: Cleavage factor two protein 2
Biological process (GO): mRNA 3'-end processing by stem-loop binding and cleavage
Cellular component (GO): mRNA cleavage and polyadenylation specificity factor complex
Molecular function (GO): RNA binding
Source: RefSeq, a predicted model, not a curated record
AUGUUCACCUUCUGCCCGCUUCAAGGCGCGCUGUCCGAGUCCACGGCGUCGCAGUCACUCUUGGAGCUUGAUGGGGGAGUCAAAGUCCUCGUCGGUCUCGGCUGGGACGAGACUUUUGACCUUGGGAAGCUAGAGGAGCUGGAAAAACAAGUGCCAACUCUCUCCUUGAUCCUCCUCACCCAUGCAACAGCCUCCCAUCUCGCUGCCUACGUCCACUGUUGCAAAAACUUUCCAUUAUUUACUCGUAUACCCGCCUAUGCGACUCGACCCGUCAUCGAUCUUGGCCGAUCUCUGAUUCAAGACCUCUAUUCUUCAACGCCCGCCGCCUCCACCACCAUUCGCCAAACUUCUCUAUCCGAGAUAGCCUACGCCUACACACAAACAGCCGCCACGGCGCAGAACCUCCUGUUGCAGUCGCCUACUCCCGACCAGAUUGCCCGAUACUUCUCCCUGAUCCAACCCCUCAAAUAUUCUCAACCGCACCAACCUCUCCCGUCUCCGUUCUCACCGCCGCUGAAUGGGCUUACCAUCACCGCAUACAAUUCCGGACACACUCUCGGAGGUACCAUUUGGCAUAUACAACAUGGUUUGGAGUCAAUUGUUUAUGCGGUGGACUGGAACCAGGCACGAGAAAAUGUCUUUGCAGGCGCAGCCUGGCUUGGAGGGGCGGGAGGCGGCGGCGCCGAAGUAAUAGAACAGCUUCGCAAGCCUACAGCCCUCAUUUGCAGCAGCCGCGGUGCACAGAAAUCGGCACAGACUGCCGGCCGCGCCAAACGAGACGAACAGUUACUCGAGACGAUCAAAACCUGUGUUACCAAGGGAGGUACCGUGUUGAUACCUGUUGAUUCUAGCGCCAGAGUCCUGGAAUUGUCCUAUCUUCUCGAACAUGCGUGGAGAGCAGACGCGGCCUCCGAUAAUGGUGUCCUGACCUCGGCCAAGUUGUAUCUUGCUGGCCGGAACAUGUCGAGCACCAUGCGAUACGCCAGGAGCAUGCUGGAAUGGAUGGACGAUAACAUCGUUCAGGAAUUCGAAGCUUUUGCCGAGGGUCAACGGAAGGCGAAUGGAGCUGUUGAAAAAAAAGAAGGCGGACCAUUUGACUUUAAAUAUCUUCGACUCCUGGAGAGAAAGGCACAGGUUUCAAAGCUUCUGGACCAGGUGGCCUCUGCCCAAGGUGAGGUAGCAAAGGGACGGGUGAUUCUUGCAAGCGAUACGAGCAUGGAGUGGGGUUUCUCCAAGGACGUCUUGAAGGGGCUUGCCAAGGACCCAAACAAUCUUGUCAUACUGACGGAUAGGCCGACCAUUGCCAAGGAUGAUAGGCCCUCAAUAGCGAGAACUCUAUGGGAAUGGUGGAGGGAGAGAAAGGACGGAGUGUCUGUGGAGCAGACUAGCACCGGCGACAAUAUCGAAACAGUCCAAGCAGGUGGCCGAGAGCUGGAGAUUCGCGAGGCCUCCCGGCAAGCGCUUGAAGGCGACGAACUUGCCGUGUAUCAACAGUGGCUGGCUACCCAACGGCAGCUUCAAGCAACCCAGCAGACAGGCACUGCUGGGUCUCUUGACGGCCCAACUGAUGUUGUCGAUGACGCCUCUUCAGAGUCAUCUUCAGACUCUGAAGACGAAGAUGGUCAGCAACAAGGGAAGGCACUGACGGUCUCAGCCACCUUGGGCCAAGCAGGCCGAAAGAAUGUUAUUCUCAAGGAUGAAGACCUGGGCAUCAAUAUUCUCAUCAAGCGUAAGGACGUCUACGAUUUUGACUCGCGUGGCAAGAAGGGUCGAGAGCGAUGCUUCCCAGUGGCCAUUCGGAGAAAGAGAAAUGACGAUUUUGGCGAAUUGAUUCGACCCGAAGACUAUCUCCGAGCUGAAGAGAAGGAUGAAGACAAUGCCGAUGGCAGUCAUCUGGCUUUGGACGACGACAAGCUAGGCAAGAAGAGAAAGUGGGAUGAUGUCAUCAAAGGCGCAAACGGCCCCAAUAAGCGACCUCAGCCUGGCAAGGGUGUUGCUGAAGAUGGUGAUGACGGCAUCAGCGCAGACGGCCAUGCAGCCGACGAUCUAGACGAUGUAGAAGACACAGAACCCGAAGAGCCGGCGGGUCCCUGCAAGCUGGUUUAUACCACUGAAACGAUCCAGGCCAAGCUGCGCAUCGGCUUCGUCGAUUUCAGCGGCCUCCACGACCGCCGAAGUUUAGACAUGCUCAUCCCCCUCAUCCAACCCCGCAAACUCAUCCUCGUCGGCGGCAACCACGAAGAGACUAUGAGUCUCGCGGAAGACUGCCGCGCCGCCCUCGGCAUGGACGGCGAUAAAGCCGUCGACGUCUUCACCCCUUCGGUCGGCGUCUGGGUUGACGCGAGCGUCGACACCAACGCCUGGGUCGUGAAGCUCGCGGACCCCCUCGUCAAGAAACUCAAGUGGCAGAACGUACGGGGCCUAUCCAUUGUCACUAUCAGUGGGCAGCUCCUCGCGACCAAUACCACGGCCGAGGCUACUGAACCCAGUGAUGAAGACUCCUCCAAUAAGCGCCAAAAGACGGAGCCUUCCACCGCCGUGGCCCUCACGUCCACGGCUCUCGCAAACUCUUCGGGCGUCCUGCCUGUCCUCGACGUCAUCCCUUCGAAUCUCGUGUCGGCUGCCAGGACGGCCGCGCAGCCUCUGCACGUAGGAGAUUUACGACUUGCCGACUUGCGAAGGGCUAUGCAGGGAUCCGGGCACGGAGCCGAGUUCAGAGGAGAAGGUAUCCUCGUUAUCGACGGGUCAGUGUCUGUACGCAAGACCGCAGAAGGGAGAAUCGAGGUGGAGAGCGUGGGAUUGCCAGUUGUGGGAAGGAGGAAUACGCUCUAUGAAGUCAAGAGGGCCAUCUAUGAUAACCUGGCUGUUGUGGCCGGGGCAUAA